Oncorhynchus tshawytscha (Chinook salmon) is the source of this 2397-nucleotide messenger RNA. Its product is annotated as bisphosphoglycerate mutase. The transcript has 3 exons. Gene Ontology annotation, biological process: glycolytic process. Bases 54 to 926 code for a protein of 290 amino acids. Gene Ontology annotation, molecular function: intramolecular phosphotransferase activity. Lineage: Eukaryota; Metazoa; Chordata; Actinopteri; Salmoniformes; Salmonidae. The record is from RefSeq and is a predicted model, not a curated record.
CUGAGCUUUUCCGUUUCGAUUGGACCACAAGCUUUCAAUCGCUGACUUCUUAAAUGCUCUCGAUGGUUGUCCAAAUUUCUGUCAACAGUCACGACUAUUGGGACGGACUUGUAACUCGCAGGGCUGCUGCUGCCAGACAGUCCUUCCGGAUGUCCAAGUACAAAGUCUUUGUGAUGAGGCAUGGAGAAGGAGCCUGGACCAAAGAGAACCGCUUCUGCAGCUGGGUGGACCAGAGGCUGAGUGAGGACGGGGUCAAGGAGGCUUUGGCGUGUGGUCACCUCCUGAAGGAAGCAGGCUACCAGCUGGAUGUAGUAUUUACCUCCCUGCUCAGCCGAUCCAUCCACACAGCCUGGCUGUUGUUGGAAGCCAUGGGGCAGGAGUGGGUCCCCGUGGUCAGGACGUGGAGACUCAACGAGCGCCAUUAUGGUGCUCUGAUCGGGCUGAAUAGAGCUGAGAUGGCCCUAAACCACGGUGAGGAGCAGGUGAAACAGUGGAGGAGGAGCUAUGACCUCACGCCGCCCCCUAUCGACGAAUCACACCCGUACUUCCUGGAGAUCUACAAUGACCGCCGGUAUUCUACCUGUGAUGUGUCUAAAGAGUUUCUUCCGAAGUCAGAGAGCCUGAAGGAUGUCUUAGAGAGGCUCCAGCCAUAUUGGGACGGCACCAUUGUGCCGGAGAUCAAACGGGGGAAAUUGGUGCUCAUCUCUGGGCACGGGAAUAGCUGCAGAGCCCUGCUGAAACACCUGGAAGGUUUAUCAGAUGCUGAUAUCGUCGAUGUGACGUUACCCACUGGGACACCCAUUCUGAUUGAGCUGGAUGAGAACUUCCGGCCCACCAAACCCAUGCAGCUCCUGGGAGACCAGAAAGCCAUUCAGGCAGCCAUCAGGAAGGUGGAGGACCAGGGUAAGGUCAAACAAACAGCCUGAACAUAGUCAACAUGAUUCUAGUCAUUCUGGAUUGUAGAAUAUAGUCAACUGGAUUCUAGUCAUUCUGGAUUGUAGAAUAUAGUCAACUGGAUUCUAGUCAUUUUAGAUGAUCAAUUCUCUAAACUAGCCAAAUUGACUAGCAUCUGUUUGGCUAGAUUAGAGAAUCUAAAAUGACUAGAAUCCAGAAUGACUAGACUCUUUCUGGAUUGUAGAAUCUAAUCAACUGGAUUAUAGUCAUUCUAGGUCCUGGAUUGUAGAAUUUAGUCAACUGGAUUCUAGUCAUUCUGAAUUGUAGUCAACUGACUGCAUAAUUGUUAUGACUGGAUCCUAUUUGGUACAACGUGGAAACGAAACAAGAUAGUUUGUCCUUCUGUUAAGUGCUGUGCUUACUAGAUUUAACUUCUGUUUGCCAAGAUAAAACCCUCUCAAAGUUAACAUUUAACAUGAAAAUAGGCUGAUUUUGAUUUGACCCUUGUAUUGAGGUUCUUUAGAAUUGAGGAAAUGCUAAGCUGUGUCCCCAACAAAACCAUUUUUUGAAAGAUCUGUCCCACGUGCCUUCAUUGCCAAUAUUUUCUGUAGGACUUUUGCAAUGCGAUGUAGCUAGUUUUUACAGGUGAAUUAUGACUGACAGAAUCCAGCAGGUGAUGAGCCAGCACUAACAAGUACAGGUUAAUUUAUUCAUCAAAACUCUUUUUAAAAGCACCUUUUUAUAACAAAUAUUACCUCAGUGAGAACGACAGCCUGGCUAUUCUUUCCAAGACAGAGCGGCGAUUGUGUGAAGCUUUUUUUUUUGUAUAGAAUUGCUGUAAAUGUUGUUGAAACCAACGGGGCAAACUUGAUAAGAGCGCGUCUUCCAGUGGAGGCUGCUGAGGGGAGGACGGCUCAUAACAAUGGCUGGAUCGGAGCUAAUGGGAUGGCAUCAAACACAUGGAAACCAUGUCUCUGGUGUAUUUUAUACCAUUCCACUCCAGCCAUUACCACGAACCCAUUCUCCCCAAUUAAGGUGCCACCAACUUCCUGUGAUGUCCUCUUAUAUGCUACAUGCUAGUUUGAGAGACUUUCAUAUGAAAUAAUUGUAGGGCUUAUUCAUAAAAUGCCUACAUUGACAUGCUGUAAUAAAGUCAGAUUAAUGAUUUGCUGUAUCAUUUAUUUCAAUUUUUACUGUUGAAAGGAAAAUAUCCCCAUCGUACCUUUUUCUUCUCUACCCAACUUAUCAAUGUCAUUUUUGUGACUUUCAUUUAGUGACGACAAACAAACAUUUGAGUCAAUUGUUAACUUAACCUAAACUAUGUUCAGUAUACUCUUAUGCUCUACACUGAGCACCACUGCAUUUACAAUGUAGUACAGUGCUACUAAAGAUUGUACCUGAUGAGGGUACAAUUAUUAAUAUACUGGCUUGUUUAAAAAAAAAAAAUUGUCUGAUGCUUAUAGACAAAUCCCCCCCUUUUCCCACUUUAAAUCAUAUUUUCUU